AUGUUCUCAACACCAAGUGAUGAAGAUAUAGCUAAAAUUUUAGCUUCACUACAAGCCCAAGCUAUCGCCACUCAACCAUUAGAAAGCACCAAAAAACCUGCUACAGUUUUCUUCGAAGAACGUAAAGAAGAAAUUACUAGACAAGCUGUCAAAACAACUGGAGGCGCCACAACGAUUUUCUUUGAGGAUGAUGAUUUUUCAUUUCAACCUUCUUUGAAAGUGGACACUGCACCAUCUAAAGCUGUAGAAAUUACAACGGAAGAGAGAGGAACAAGAAUAGCUCAAAAUGAAAUCGACACUGAAAAACCUUCUACUGACAAUGAAAAUACCGAACCAGAAUGCACUGAAGGCCACCAAAUCGUACCUACAAUCGCUUACACAACUUUAACUUACCUAACAACUUUCUAUAUUCCUUUGGAAGAAUCUACUAGUACUUCCGUAAAAUCUAACGUAGUAGUCAGUAGCCAAAAUUCAUUACAAACUAUUGUAUGCAACAUAAAAGCUAGCAAUGUAGUUGAAACCACUACAGAACCUACUAUAGCCCCAGCAACUGAGCCUUUACCAACAACUACAGACCAAAUAACCACCGCUGACAAGGAAGAAACUUUAACAACCACAUUAGGAAACAAAACUGAUGAAGAAGAAACAACCACUAGUCAAGAUACAACUUUACCUCAAGAAAUCACCACUGAAACUCGUUACGUUACCGAGUCCAAUCCAGAAGUUACUGAAGCUAUAACUGAAGAAGGCGAUGAAGUAGACCUACUAUUCAAAACCCUUUACACUACAUACACCUACUUAACAACCUAUUUCCAAGAUUCUACUAGCUCUGUUGACAGCGGAAUUGACAGAACUGUAGUAUUACAAAUGUAA
This is a messenger RNA of Ceutorhynchus assimilis (cabbage seed weevil), 873 nucleotides long. The record is from the annotation of a GenBank genome assembly. NCBI's taxonomy places the organism in Eukaryota, Metazoa, Arthropoda, Insecta, Coleoptera, Curculionidae.